This is a messenger RNA of Vidua chalybeata, 552 nucleotides long. Its product is annotated as baculoviral IAP repeat-containing protein 5.1-like. The coding region runs from base 1 to 552 and encodes 183 amino acids. Lineage: Eukaryota; Metazoa; Chordata; Aves; Passeriformes; Viduidae. The record is from RefSeq and is a predicted model, not a curated record. The transcript has 4 exons.
AUGGAGACCCUGCUGCAAGAGCUGAGCUCAGCUUCCAAGCUCUUAACUGACUUUAAGGACAUGUAUGAAUAUGAGACCCGUUUAAAAACCUUCACCAAGUGGCCCUUCCAGAAAAACUGCAAGUGCACUCCAGAGAAUAUGGCAAAGGCUGGCUUCAUCCAUUGUCCAAGUGCAAAUGAACCAGAUGUGGCAAAAUGUUUCUUUUGCUUGUUAGAACUGGUGGGCUGGGAGCCAAAUGAUGACCCAUGGGAGGAACACACCAAACGUCACACCUGUGACUUUUUAUCCCUUCCCAAGCACUUUGAUGAGCUGACAAUGGAGGAGUACUACAUGCUGGAGAUGACACGGCUGAGGACCUUCAUUUGCAAAGUUGGCAGCCGCACAAUAAACUCUUUUCAAGAAGAAGUCGCGGUGACGAGGCAGAGGCUCGUGAAUUACUUUGGCUCCAGACCCUCGCUGCCGGCACCGCUGCCUCCCGGGGAUGAGCCUUCAGCCCAGCAGCCAGGAGGCUCAGCUGCCGGGCAAAAGGAGCCCGGGACAAGUGAGCUGUGA